UCGCGGCAACGCCAGAAAGUCACGCGAGCUUGCGAUGCUUGCAAAGCGAGAAAGAAGCGCUGCACCGGUGACCAUCCAUGCGCGCCUUGCAUCAAGGCGAGAGGCAAAUGCAGUUAUGACGCUCAGUAUAACAGAGGCAUUGCGAUCCCUCCUUCCCCAGCGCCACAAGCAUACAGCCAUAUAACACCUGGCCCUCGACGUUCAGGCACUAGUGUCACAUCACCUACUUACACGACCUCAUCUCAGCUUGCAGACGGGGACUUGAUCGCUGGCCGGCAAUCUGUCCAACAUGGUCUAGCAUCUGAUCUUGAGACAGAUCGCGAUACGAGCCCUAACCCGCUAGAUGACAUCGACCCAAGAGCAGUCCCGGUUCGUCCGGAAUUGGCGACUCGAAGAUCGAUAUCAGAGCAGCAACAAACCAUCGAUGGACAGUAUCUUGGACCUUCUAGUGCACAAUCCUUCUUGGGUCAAGCACUGCAACGCUCCGAUCGUGGCUCAGUGCAGAAUCUUACCAGAAGGCCUGAGUCGCAUUUCGAGACCGAGACUUCAACUCUCUCGUUCGGCGAUGCCAAAGUGUGCCAGCCUGGUAUCUCACAAUCCGUCUGGCCUGAAUACAAAACUGCUACUCGGCUUCUUGAAAGAUAUUUCGAGUUUUCCUCACCAACAUAUCGUUACAUGCAUGAGCCUACCGUGAAUGGAUGGUUGAGAGAAAUUUACGACGAGGCUGAUGUUCCAGUUGCUACUACAGCAUGCAUCUUAUUGAUCUUUGCCUCGGCGGCCGUGUUCACUGUCGACUCUCUUGGCGAUACCAUUGAUGCGAGUCAUCAAGGUUGGCAUUCGAGUGAGAUGUACUAUCAAAAAGCCGAAAGUCUGCUUUCACAAGAAGCCGGUCCACCACGACUUGAGUCUGUCCAAGCCAGAUUUGCUGCGGUUCAGUAUUUGCUUUCAUCAUCAAGACCGAACAGGGCGUUGUUCACCUUCGGCACUAUGAUACAACUGAUGCAAGCGGUGGGUAUACAUCGAAGGCGUGCUGAGAGAGCUAAUGAUCCAACGUGCAACCCGAUCAUCGUACAGAUGCAAAGACGUUUGUUUUGGUGUGCCUUCACCUUGGACAAGUACUUGAGCAUUGUCAUGGGACGGCUGUCGUUGCUGCACAUCGAUGACACUAACCAAGAACUCCCUAUGGUUGUGAAUGAUGAAGACCUUACUGCGGAAGGCGUUCGACAGCAAGACAAGACACACGCACGAGACUGUCUUCUUCACGCCACCCUUGCACAUAUUGAGGUUGGAAUCAUCCUGGCCAGAGCUUCACAAGAACAAAAUCGUUUGCCAAGCACCACAGAUCGCUUACACGUCGAAGCAGCUGCCCGGCGAAGUAAUGAGAUUCGCGACUGGCAGUCAAAGCUUACGCCGAUAUUGUCUGGCGCCAUUCACCCCAGCAGCUUGAUUCCAUCUUUUCGGCGUCAGCACUCUAUCCUCGCUUUGGCACGUCUUCAUGCCAUAAUGUUCGUCACCCGGCCUCUAUUGCUCCGGGACCCUUCUACCGAGCUGUCAGAAACAGAAGCCAAGCGGUAUCGUGAUCAGCUGCGGUCUUGUAUCCAGGCAGCACGAGAGGCCAUAGAGACCAUCAGUGGUACAACCCGCUAUCGAGUCUUGUUUCCUGCCUUCUGGUUCUCGCAGUACAUCGCCUUUUCCGCCAUAUCAAUCAUCCACAUAUACAUCAUCCAAUUGAGCCGUCAACGCAUUCCCACCGAUUUGUUUGGCACAACCUCGCACAUGGAUUGUCAUAGUCUAUACGAGCUAGCCUCUACCGGACAGAAACGCCUGGCUGAAACAGGGAUCAAGAGUGCGCCUGUGUGGCGAUAUGGUCCAAUCUUGGAGGGGUUAUCUGCAGAAACAGGCAAAUACGUUGCUUCACAGACCAAUGAGGCGGUUCACGUAAGAAGUUCCUCGGUCGCACGAACGAUGCGAAUGACGGAUAAUAACAAUGCUCAACGGUCCACAAACAACACAUCUCAUGUCAACCAGGAUAUCGUGGGCACACCUCACUACUCCAGUGUUCAACCUUUCGAGUCGGAUGCAAUGUGGGUGACCGGGAACGAAAGCCUCUGGAGUGAUCUGAUGGCGGAGAACCUGGACAACAACAACUUAACCAUGGAUUUCUGGCCGCAGUUCGACAACUUGCCAGUCGGCAUGCUGUGA
Messenger RNA from Aureobasidium uvarum, 2202 nucleotides. The record is from the annotation of a GenBank genome assembly. Lineage: Eukaryota; Fungi; Ascomycota; Dothideomycetes; Dothideales; Saccotheciaceae.